AUGUCGUUCUCGCCCUCUGAGCUCCCGACCAAGGCGCAGCUCGACGCCGCCAAGCACCUCAGCGUCCAGGACGAGCGGGGCGACGAGGUGCCGUUCGCGUCCCUCGUCGACGGCCAAAAGGUCGUCGUCAUCUUCAUCCGCCACUUCUUCUGCGGCCUCUGCAUGGACUACCUCUCGUUCCUCUCGGCCCACCUGUCGCCGGCCCUCCUCGCCGAGCACUCGACCAAGCUCGUCGUCAUCGGGUGCGGCUCGCCGUCGUUCAUCACGCCGUACCGCACCCGGCUCGAGUUCCCGUUCGACGUGUACGCCGACCCGGACAAGAAGGUGUACCACGCCCUGGGCAUGACGAGGCGCACGCUCGAGAUGGGCGACAAGGCGCCAGAGUACCUCAAGAGCGGCAUGCUCGGCAACGUGUUUGGCAGCAUCAUGAGCGCGCUUCGCUUCGGCAGGGUGGCGUCACCGGGCGACAUGAAGCAGGUCGGCGGCGAGUUCGUGUUCGACAAGGCGGGCGAGCCCGUUUGGUGCCACCGGAUGGAGCACACGCGCGACCACGCGCCGCUGAGAGAGCUCAUGGACGCGGCCGGCAUCCCGUACUCGGGCCCUUGAGGGGCUCGUGCACAGCGUCGGCCUGCUCCCUCUCUCGCGCGCACUCGUCCACCCUUUUGUUGUCGCACCAACCUGUAACCCGCACCGUUGCACUCGG
Messenger RNA from Rhodotorula graminis WP1, 703 nucleotides. RefSeq lists its product as uncharacterized. The transcript is spliced from 4 exons. The record is from RefSeq and is a predicted model, not a curated record. The coding region runs from base 1 to 606 and encodes 201 amino acids. Lineage: Eukaryota; Fungi; Basidiomycota; Microbotryomycetes; Sporidiobolales; Sporidiobolaceae.